UUGUUCGUUGCAUUCAGUUCCAACGGAGACAGUUUCUGUGGCGAAGCCGAUCAUAGAGGAGCUAUCAGAAUAUGCUGAUCUCAGUGAAAGCUUUGCUGAUGCUGCUGCUGCUGCAGUUUAUUGGCCCGGCGUUGAGUCAGCCCUAUCCCAACUAUCAUGCGGACUUUGUGGACAUCGAUCACCGUAGAACUGAGCCCAAGUGGUGGCAAGCCGGCGCCUUUUAUCAAAUCUAUCCAAGGUCAUUUAAGGACAGCAAUGGCGACGGCGUGGGCGAUCUGAAUGGCAUUGCGGAUCGUCUGCCAUAUCUGAAGGAAUUGGGCAUUACGGCCACUUGGCUAUCGCCCAUUUUUAACUCGCCCAUGGCGGACUUUGGCUACGACAUUGCCAACUUCACCGAAAUAGCGCCUAUCUUUGGCACUAUGUCCGACUUCGAGCGACUCAUGAAGACCGCCAAGCAACUGGAUAUGAAAAUCAUUUUGGACUUUGUGCCCAAUCAUUCGAGCGAUGAGUGCGACUGGUUUAAGCGAUCGGCGGCAGGCGAGGUGGAGUACAAGGAUUUCUAUGUUUGGCAUGCCGGGCGUAUGGUUAACGGCACUCGCCAACCGCCUAGCAACUGGUUGAGCGUGUUCCGCGGCUCCGCCUGGGAGUGGCAUGAGACUCGCAAAGAGUAUUAUCUUCAUCAAUUUCUCAAAAAGCAACCCGAUCUUAACUAUCGAAAUCCCAAAGUGCGGGAGACCAUGAAGAAUGUGCUGCGCUUUUGGUUGGCCAAGGGCGUUGCCGGCUUUCGAAUUGAUGCAGUGCCGAGCGUGUUUGAGAUAGCGCCCGAUGCUGCGGGUCAGUAUCGCGACGAACCGCGCAACGAUUGGGUCAAUGAUCCCGAUGACUACGGGUAUCUGCAGCACAUCUAUACGGUGGAUCAGCCGGAGACACUGGCCAUGGUGUACGAAUGGCGUGCCGUGCUCGAUGAGUUCAAAGAUGGCGACGAGCGAAUCUUGCUUGCGGAGACCUAUUCACCCAUCGAUAUUGUGAUGCAGUACUAUGGCAAUGCAACAUCAGAGGGUGCUCAGCUGCCGUUCAACUUUCUGCUGAUAACCGAAAUCUCAAACAAGUCCAACGCGGUGGACUAUGCUCAAACCAUACAGAAGUGGAUACAGCACAUGCCGCAGGGUCGCACAGCCAACUGGGUGUUGGGCAAUCACGAUCAGUCGCGUGUGGGCUCGCGUCUUGGCGCCGAUCGCGUGGAUAUGUUGAAUAUGCUGAUCACCACAUUACCGGGCGCCAGUGUUACCUAUCAGGGCGAGGAGCUGGGCAUGACAGAUGUGUGGAUAUCAUGGAAGGACACCGUUGAUCCCUCGGCCUGCAAUACGAAUGCCAGCAUCUAUGAACAUUUCUCACGUGAUCCCGAGCGCACACCCUUCCAGUGGAGCGGCGAUGCCGAUGCCGGUUUCAGCAAUGCUAGCAAGACAUGGCUGCCCAUUGCCGGAGAUUACAAGCAGGUUAACGUGGACCAAGAGCGCCAACAGCCACUGAGCCAUCUCAAUAUCUACAAGGAUUUGCUGAAACUCAAACGAACGGAGAAAACUCUGCAACUGGGCAAUAUUGAGGUAAAGGCCUUAAGUGGAGCAGUUCUGGCCGUGAAACGCUUCCGAGAGAAUGACUUCACCUAUGUGACAUUGCUAAACAUCUUCGAUGGUUUUGAAACAGUUAAUCUGAAUCAGAGCUUAUCGGAUUUGACAGCUCAAAUGGAGGUGGUGCUGGUAUCAGGCAACUCCAAGCGUAAAGUGGAUGAUCUCAUCGAUAGCAGCUCUCUGCAGCUGCUUCCCAAGGAGUCGUUGAUUCUGAGAAGCACAUCGACUUAUUACACGUACUAUGUGAAUGGAGAACAUCGUAAGUUGCCUGUGCUGGGCAUUUAUCUGGUGUUGGCUCAAGUGGUACUCUAUCUGAACUAUUGUCAAGUUCUCGCACUCAAUCGCAGGUGGUAGUCAUUUAUAAUAAUGUGAAUACUCAUAGCCAAAUAAAUGUU
Molecule: messenger RNA, 2023 nt
Organism: Drosophila novamexicana
Lineage: Eukaryota; Metazoa; Arthropoda; Insecta; Diptera; Drosophilidae
Product: maltase A3
Exons: 6
Coding region: 72-1982 (636 amino acids)
Biological process (GO): carbohydrate metabolic process
Source: RefSeq, a predicted model, not a curated record